Molecule: messenger RNA, 1210 nt
Organism: Orbicella faveolata
Lineage: Eukaryota; Metazoa; Cnidaria; Anthozoa; Scleractinia; Merulinidae
Molecular function (GO): calcium ion binding
Source: RefSeq, a predicted model, not a curated record
CUCAUUUACAUUACAAUGUAAUUCGACGUGGAAGCGAGGCUAUUUCGGGCAGAAACUGCAAAAUUGCCCGACAGACAUACUGGAUUCCACAUCUGCUAUAAUGCAAUCGGAAAACGUUUACCGUUUAGAGGGAUAUGACAAUGCGAUGAAAGUUACAUAGGUCAUUGAGAGUUUUUUAACUGCUCACAGGCGAUCAAUUACUCUCGUUGCGUCGCUGCUUGUGUGUGGACUAGUGAGACAAUAAUGUUUGGGUCGCUUCCAAAGUUUUGUUUUGAUUUAGCAAAGUGCUCCUCCAUGUGUAAAGUGUUAUAGGGGGAAGUGUUUUCGUACGAGCGUCCUGAAACGCAAGGGUCAGUUAUUAAGCAAUGGGACAAGUCCGCGGCGGUUUAUAAAUAACAUAUAUUUCCCACUAUCACUGACACUAACCGUUGCGAAAAGAUGCAGUUAUGGUAAGGUUACUUUCUAAAUGGUAAUGUUUUUGUUUUUUAUUUACUUUGGUUACAGAUUGGAAACUGAAAUGCGAUGUGUGACGAUUCUCGUUGGUCUUAGUAACACUCCACGAGUGAUUAUAGGAAGUCGCAGCCCAAGAAAUCCAAUCAGUACGAGAGGACCAGGCUUUGUCCAGUUGAGCAUCAAGUUUGACCGAGUGAUAAAGAAGCCACGCACCUCCUCUUACAUCAGGCUUGUUCUUUUGCCCGGUGGACACACAAUGUACAAAGUGGACACACUUUCUCAAUACGUCAAAAUCGGUACAAAUGACACUAUGCUGUAUUUUGGAAUGCCCAAAGCAGCGUUCAGCAUGAGUGGAUCAUACGCAAUCUUAAUAGAUAAAGGUGCAGUGGUUGGACAAGGCUGCUCAUAUGCUGGACCGCCCACACCUGGCAUUGAAUCUCUGAGCGACUGGCAAUUCGUCGUAAACGGUGUUUGUCCAUUUGGGUACUACCUCGAUCCUCCAUCAUUUACCAGCUGCGUUGGUAUGUAUAAUAGCGAAAUAAUUAAUGGUGGCUACUUCUGCUUUCUGGCGAUCGAGUGCGUCACCAACGAAACCAUUCGGAACCGAAUCAACUACAAUCAGACCCAAAAGUAGUUGAGACACUGCCAAAAAACAAACCUCGCCUCAAGGUAGAUUUGCCCUCUCACACACCUGAUAUUUCGCCUCUCUUACCUUCUAAUGUUAAGACAGCGUCAACAAAACAUGUUUCAACAUUGG